AUGAGCACCAUUAAUGUCUAUUAUUCCAGCGUAUCAGGGUCUAGGGAGGUGAAGCAGAGACAGGAGGAAGUUAUCAGAAUUUUAGAUGCUUACAAAAUAAAUUAUGAGUUAAUAGAUAUUUCUAUCAGCUUGAAAAAACUUCAACAAAUGAGGAUGAAGGUUUCCAGCCCAAAAGCUCUACCGCCUCAGAUAUUCAAUGGCCAAGAAUAUUGUGGAGAUUUUGAAAUGUUUAACAAGGCAAAGGAGAACAAAGAGAUUCUGAAAUUCCUGAAGUUGGAAUGA
Molecule: messenger RNA, 282 nt
Organism: Pteronotus mesoamericanus
Lineage: Eukaryota; Metazoa; Chordata; Mammalia; Chiroptera; Mormoopidae
Product: SH3 domain-binding glutamic acid-rich-like protein 3
Exons: 3
Coding region: 1-282 (93 amino acids)
Cellular component (GO): cytoplasm
Source: RefSeq, a predicted model, not a curated record